This is a messenger RNA of Bombus pascuorum, 6966 nucleotides long. Its product is annotated as serine/threonine-protein phosphatase 2B catalytic subunit 2-like. The record is from RefSeq and is a predicted model, not a curated record. Gene Ontology annotation, biological process: calcineurin-mediated signaling. Lineage: Eukaryota; Metazoa; Arthropoda; Insecta; Hymenoptera; Apidae. Gene Ontology annotation, molecular function: calmodulin-dependent protein phosphatase activity; calmodulin binding. The coding region runs from base 1043 to 2695 and encodes 550 amino acids. The transcript has 15 exons. Gene Ontology annotation, cellular component: calcineurin complex; cytoplasm.
CGCCGGCCGUCAGUGUGCGUGCCGCGGAGUGCCAGACUGACAGACAUCUUGUUAGUAGAAAUAGCGGCGUGGUGCUGUCGGCCGUGGGUGUCGGUGUCACGGUUCCGCGUCGCGGUGCUCGUCAUUACGGUGUUGUCGCCGUCGUCGUUGUCGUCGUUGUGGCCGUUGUCGUCAUCAUCAUCGUCUUUGUCGUCUGCUACGUCGUGGCCGUCGCUGUUGUAUUUUUUUUAUCGUGCUGGUUCUUUCUGUGUUCGCGCCGUCGAUCGUUGUCGCUGUCCUCCGCCUCGCCGCCGUGGUCGUUGUCGCCGCUGUCGCCCUCGCUUAGUAGUCUCGGUACUCUUGUCUCUGACGGUUGUCGUUUACUCGGAGACUCUGUUGUGCUACUCGUGUUGUGGUACCGCGGUUGCGAGACCCCGUUGGUGCGGGCCGUGCAGCUCGCGUGGUCCAGCGAUCCAGUUACUCGCCCCGCAAAAGGCGUUGGUGGUACCUUUUGUCGGGCAGAGGGAGUUCGCGUUAGAGCAAGACCGCGAAGGAGAGAAAGAGAAGAGGGGAGCGAGCGAGAAAGAGAAGAGAGAGGAGUCAUACCGUAGGUCGGUCGGCGUAGUAAAUAUACGGGGAGUGAGAGGAACGCACACACGGCAGAGAAUAAUUUUCUCACUCUGCAAACGCCCAAUGAACAACGCUCCGGAGCCACCGAUGUGCCGCAUCGUGCGAUAACUUCCGUCACCUCUCCGACCCCCGUCUCCUCCCUCCCCCUACUCCGUACGUGUAUAUGUGUGUGUGCCGCGCCGGGCUGCGAGGUGAAAAUACCGCCCUCUCCUUCCACCCAACCCCCCGUUCGUGAGAGGAAGGUGCUACCUCGCGCGAGUAACUACGGCUAGAGAAAGAAGAAAAAAAGCCGAGUGACAGAGUGACACGGUGAGGGGAGAGAGAGACGAUCCUGUGUGACCGGGGAAGAGGAACAGUGAAAUAGCCAAGAGAGGCGAGAGGAGAGAAAGAGAGCGAGAGGCCGGCGCCCACCCGACAAAUAUCCUCGUACAGCAUGACCUCGAACAAUUCACAGAAGCUCUCCACGACGGAACGAGUGAUCAAAAAUGUGCCCUUUCCGCCGUCGCACAAACUGACAGUGGCUGAUGUGUUCGACCCGCGAACGGAUCGGCCACGGCCGGAAGUCCUCAAGCAACACUUUAUCCUGGAAGGUAGAAUCGACGAGGCAGCGGCUCUUCGUAUAGUCAACGAUGGAGCAGCCCUUCUUCGCUCGGAGAAGACUAUGAUCGAUAUUGAAGCUCCAGUCACCGUGUGCGGUGACAUUCACGGACAGUUCUAUGACCUGAUGAAGUUGUUCGAGGUGGGCGGACCACCCUCCACGACGAAGUAUCUCUUCCUUGGCGAUUAUGUAGACAGGGGUUAUUUCAGUAUCGAGUGCGUAUUGUACCUGUGGGCACUUAAGCUGUGCCAUCCAAACACACUGUUUCUUCUCAGAGGCAACCACGAAUGCCGUCAUCUUACGGAAUACUUCACAUUUAAGCAAGAAUGUAAAAUAAAAUACUCCGAGAGGGUGUACGACGCUUGCAUGGAUGCGUUUGACUGUCUACCACUAGCGGCCCUCAUGAACCAACAGUUCCUCUGCGUGCACGGUGGGCUCUCGCCGGAAAUUCACAAUCUAGAAGACAUACGCAAAUUGGACAGGUUCAAAGAGCCGCCGGCGUAUGGGCCGAUGUGCGAUCUGCUCUGGUCGGAUCCAUUGGAGGACUUCGGCAACGAGAAGAACGCCGAACAUUUCUCUCACAACAGCGUUAGGGGUUGUUCAUACUUUUACAGUUACGCGGCGUGCUGCGAUUUUCUGCAAAACAACAACCUGCUCAGCAUCAUAAGGGCGCACGAGGCUCAGGAUGCGGGCUAUCGCAUGUACCGCAAAUCUCAGACGACGGGCUUCCCGUCGCUAAUUACCAUCUUCAGCGCGCCCAACUACCUCGACGUUUAUAACAACAAGGCAGCUGUACUGAAAUACGAGAACAACGUGAUGAACAUCAGGCAGUUCAAUUGUUCACCGCAUCCCUAUUGGUUGCCCAAUUUCAUGGACGUCUUCACGUGGUCUUUGCCAUUUGUAGGUGAGAAAGUCACAGAGAUGUUGGUGAACGUGUUGAGCAUCUGCUCGGACGACGAGCUCAUGAGCGACGGAGACGACGGGCUCGAAGAAGUCGCAGCGAAAGUCGUUAUCCAAAAAAAGAAUGCGUCACAAGCCCCGACAUCCGCAAAUUUAACUCGCGAAUGCUUAGUGAAGCGGAAACACAGCGACAGCGGAACGAUAUUUUCACGUGCAGCAGCCAAUCUACGCAAGGAGGUUAUCAGAAACAAGAUCAGAGCCAUUGGCAAGAUGGCGCGCGUUUUCUCCGUCCUCAGAGAGGAGAGCGAGAGCGUGCUGCAGCUGAAGGGUUUAACGCCAACUGGCGCUUUACCUCUUGGUGCGUUAUCAGGUGGAAAGACGUCCCUAAAGAACGCUCUGCAAGGUUUCUCGCCGAACCACAAAAUCACCUCGUUCGCCGAGGCGAAAGGUUUGGACGCCAUAAACGAAAGAAUGCCGCCAAGAAAGGACGCCCCGCCUACGCCGGUAAACGAGGAGAAGCCCGUGAUAAAGCCGCCGGCUCCUGCGGCAGACAAGCGAGACCACAACACACCGCAACCGCAAUCGUGAGCCUCACACUCGUCCAAUCAAGGUGGCAAGGAUGGGUGUUAAGGUCCCAGUGCUGUCGUCGCCACCGUCGAAAAAUCCAAACCAUCGCUCGUCUCUCACCCCCGGUUGUUAUCGCCAACGUGCCGUUCGUCGAGUCAAGAAGGUGUCAUCGCAACGAGGAACGAGAGUCGCACCACGGCCAACCACGAGAUGCGAGUGUCAGAGAUGCAGUUCGAGAAGAGGAAGCAAUCCAUCAGGGGAACAACGAGCGUCGUCGUCGUCGUCGUCGCGUAUGUUGCUGGCGUCUCGGCAGCCGUUGCUGCGACAGAUGUUCCGCACGACGUUUAAGAUACUCGACGACGAGCCGUUUGGCUCCGUUCUGUUGUUCGCGGCCGAAAUAUGCCGGAAUAUUUGCCUCGCGAGAGGAGUUGCGCGCCCGCCGUGCACUCGUCUCUUUUGUCCUCUUCCUCCCUGAGGACGACGACUCGUACGACCUUCUUCUGCCGCUCUACGAGCCGUGGUCGCGUUGGAUCACCACUUAAAAGUCGUCUUGUAGCGUCAGAGCGAGCAGGACGCGUACGAAGGUUCAUUCUCAGGAAGGCAGAAGUCGCGAAUGGAUCUCCAUGUGUACGCGCGUGCUGCACCGCGAAGAACAGAAGUUGAACGAGAUUGGGAACGAGAUUGGAUGACCGUACGGAGUUAUAUAUAGAGUACCGAUGAUUGUAAGAUAAAUGACGCAAGGGUAGGGUAACGAAGGGUAGCGAAAAUCGUAUGGGUUCGUUUGGAAGUCGGGGAAGGUGGGACGCGCGUGGACACGGAGCAGAAGCAAAGGAAAAAGAGCAUCGCGCUGUAGGUUGGCCGAUCUUUUUUUAUCGGAGACGCUGGAUGGAAGGCGUACAGAGAAGUUGGCGUGGUAAUUGGUUGGAAAGUUGAUCUUCUCGGAAUCGAACGUGAUAAAGGAAGAUUGUCGUUCGAUCUUCCUGUAUGCGAGGCGAGUAACGAUCGAGGCAAGAGACGAAGGAUGGAAAACACGCUCGUGUACGGUCUCCGCCAAAGAGAACGGAGAUCAAAGCGGAAAAACGGAAAUAAUUUAUACAUGCCGAUGAAAAUGAUUUGGAAGGAACGAGAAUAAAAAGAAGGGAGAGGGUAAUAAGGGAGGAAUAUUAGAAAAAAUUAUUUUCUCUUUUAAACCAUUUUCUACGCGUAUAUACGUUGCUUCUGUUUCUUCGCUUUGCUUUCUGUUCUCUUUGGCGGAGACCGCUAGAUCGUGGUGUUUCGCUCCUCCGGCAAAGAAGCAAAAGGGGGAAAGUAAAAUAAAAGAAGAAAAAUUUUAAGGCAGCUGGCCUGUCGGUACGGCGGAGCUUCCGGUUUUAGGAUUCAUUAGAUUCUUAAGAAGUUCGCCCUGGUGGAUGCACGGGCAUCCCUCCGCGCGCGUAAAAAAAAAUGGGGGCGGGGAUACUUAAAUCGUAAGUCGAGCUAAGCUUUAGGAUUAAGACGUAAGUUAUAUCGGAGAAUUUAUUUAAUAUACGCAUAUAUAUUAUAUAUAUAUUAUUAAUUAAUUAAUUAAAAUUAUGAUUAUUACUAUGAAUUAUUAUUAUGAAUUAUUAUUACUAUCGUUAUUAUUACUAAUUAUUACGAUGAUCAUCGAUACUAUCGAAUAUGAUACACGAUGUUAAUGAUGAUCAUAAUAAUAGUUCUCGCGACACCUAUGGAAGGGAACAUCGCACGUCGAGCGAAUCGUUUUCCGCCCACCUGCAAGCGAAACUGUUUCCUCCGCGGUAGCACACGUUGCAUUCGAACGAAUUUAACCGGUUUAUCGAACAUCGACUAAGUCCGUACGUUUUUUUAGAACACGUUUAGCCUCAUCCUGUAUUCCAGCAAAACUGACGACAGCUUCUGAUCCUCGACUAGCUAAUUCCGAUUAAUCAAAUAUUUCAUAAUUUCCAACGUACUAUUCUUUCUAGGAUUCAAAUCGAUUCUAGUUAGGACUUAAAACUUAAAUAAUCCAUUUGAAAUAAUGAGCAGUAACGAAUGAAAAAUAAUUGAAAGAUAGAAGAAGCAAGAUAAAACAAGAUGAUUGAAUUCAAGGCAAGAAUUAGCUGGUACCGAUCAUGGACCAAGGUUUUCAAGGAAUACGACCUAGGAAUCCUUCCUCUAAUCCCACAAAUUCGCAGAAACCAUUCAUCCUUUCUCAGAGAAUCGCCAUCGAUGUUCUAAACAUCGAGGAUUCUCUUUAAACUAGAACGUGUGUUUCUCGUUGCCACCAAAGAGAAAAGAAAGAAGGUGGCACGCACACUCAAACCAAGUGAAUUUUAAUCUCUGGUCACUUGUGAGAACAUCUUCCGAGUGUUUUAACUUUGUUCCCCUUGACCAAUCUACCCGAAUGGGUAUUUUAAAUUCUCGUUCGACGAGAGCUCGAUUCGCCGAUUUCCGCGCGACCGUGCUAACCGCGGACAGCGAUUUCGCUUGAACGACGUCCACGAGACGGAUCCGUGCAUCCUAUUUGUUCUUCGAAGAUGAUGACCUAGAACAGAGAGAAGGAAAAGAAUGGGUAAAAUGGCACGCUCGACGAGGCAGAGGAAUCUCUCGAGGCUUCGUGAGCCUCGACCGCGCAUGAAGGAUCUAAUAGCACAUAUUAUACAAUUAUAUCGAUAAACCAUGACAUGUGUGCUCGUUUUGGACGUGCGAUGCGUACACCUCAACCAGUUUCCAAAGAGGCAUUUUAACGCGUGAGGAAAUUGCGGGGAACGUUCUCGAGAAGAGACGAAGCAGACGGAAAUGGGGCAGAAUGCUUGAUCGAUCCGUGCGUAGGUAUUUACAUUGUGUACGAGUUAUCGUAAUCAAGAAGAACGGGAUGAGGGAUGAUAAAGCGAGGGAAAACGGGAAUGCAAUAACGGACAGAAUGUUCGAAGUCCUCUGAAUCGCGUGAGAAUGGUUGGAGGGAAAGCAAAGGGAAAGGCCAAGCGAACAGACACACGCAUGACACGUCUAAUAACGUUGAUCCUCUAUGAUUUUAAUGUGUGUUCUUGCUACUAUCCGACGUAAGUCUGGGCCACAGCCACACGCUGUUCAAAGCUGGUGCCGGAAGUGGAGCUUUUAAUAUCUUUGGAAGGAUGUAUCACGAAGGGGAUCGUAGGGUGGACAGAAUGGUGGGCGAAUAUCAGCAAAUUGUCUCGUAGUUACGUUGUAGUUUUUAUUUUUCUUUCUCUAUUUCUUUUUCUUAAGGGUCUGCUGGACGCGAGAAAUGUUUGAGAAAUGGUGGAAUCAAAGCGUUCCAAGAUGGAUACUCGCGUGCCAUAAAGUCCACCAGCGGAGAGAUCGAACCUCGGUACACGUGACUUCCCAGUGGUUAGCUCUUCCUAGCUAAACGCGAGCGUGUUGAGUUCAAGCUGACGGGUAUCAGUGCCAAACUAUAAUUCCUUUACGAUUCUUGCUGUCUCUUCGCUCGAAGAUCACCUGACCCCAUUGUACGUAACUAUAGUUCGUGAGACAGAGCGUUGAUACGUAGCUAAUUUUAAUUGAUCGAUCGUUUUAUGAUUUGACCUUCGUUUUACAAUUGUACAUUGCGCGUAUCGAUCUUUCGCUUCAAGGUCGACUGUUUUUAAGAAUCUCAAUCGCGAUGGCGCCAUCUGUGUCGGUCGAUGAAAAAACGACAGUUUCACGACUUUUCUUUUAUUCCCUCCUUUUCUUUUUUCUAAGUUAAUUGCUUCUCCUUCCUGUGCUAGUUGUAUACUGAGUUCUCCACGUUUUCCCGUUAUUUGUGACUCCCGAGUGCAUGGCUGGCUGGCUCCUCCUUCAUUCGUUGAAGCGUUCCCGCGCUUAUCGUCGCGUCCCCGCGACGUCAUCUUCCCCGGCCGUGGCCAGCUUCGUAAACGAUUGCAGCCACGGGGCUGCGCCACGCUCCUCGUCGUGUAAUAUUUCUAGUAAUAAAGCGGUUUCGCGAUCGAGUCGCGGGCCUUUCUCGUCGUUUUCGCUGUUUUUUCUACCUCCUCUCUCUAGAGAUCGAUGAAAAGCGGAAGAGAAGACGAGCGGGUAUCGCGACGAAAAGCAUACCACUGUGAAGGGAGAGUUAAUGGAAAGUCACGUUAGGUGAGCAAGGGCCCGUAACGAAAUAUUUAGGUGGAAGAAAAAUUGGGGAAAAGGCAUGGUAGGAAAGAAGGUCACUUCCGGCAGCCAAAUGACGACAGCGUGCAAGAAUUACGGUCUGAAACAUAAUAAAGAUAAUGAAAGAAUAUUAUUAUAAUGAAAAUGAAUUAAAUAAAAUAUAUGUGUGUAUAUAUAUAUACAAAAAA